AUGGGCCGGCUCCUGCAAACCCUCUGCUUGCUCCUGCUCAUCUCCUCCUGCCCCUGCGCCGUCAUCACCGGGUGCACCCCCCUGGGGCAGGAGGGGGACGAAUGCCACCCCUUCAGUCACAAGGUUCCUUUCUUCGGGAAGCGCCAGCACCACACCUGCCCGUGUUUGCCCAACUUCAUGUGCUCCAGGUUCCUCGACGGCCGCUACCGCUGCUCCGUCAACUUCAAGAACAUUGAUUUUUUAGGGUGA
This is a messenger RNA of Leptosomus discolor (cuckoo roller), 249 nucleotides long. The record is from RefSeq and is a predicted model, not a curated record. Lineage: Eukaryota; Metazoa; Chordata; Aves; Leptosomiformes; Leptosomidae.